This is a messenger RNA of Gasterosteus aculeatus aculeatus (three-spined stickleback), 3574 nucleotides long. It is a transcript of the gene mtmr9, whose product is annotated as myotubularin related protein 9. Gene Ontology annotation, cellular component: cytoplasm. Gene Ontology annotation, molecular function: protein phosphatase binding. NCBI's taxonomy places the organism in Eukaryota, Metazoa, Chordata, Actinopteri, Perciformes, Gasterosteidae. The record is from RefSeq and is a predicted model, not a curated record. Gene Ontology annotation, biological process: negative regulation of autophagy; phosphatidylinositol dephosphorylation.
UACGACAAGUCACUUGGGCGUCAAUGAAAAGCGUUUAUUUUCUACGCCACAUUUACAGGACAAUGUUUAAAUUUCAACGUAAAUAUAAAAAUUGACGGACAUUUCGUGCGCCCCGUCACGGUUAGCUAGCCGGCUAGCUAGCGUUAGCCGCUUCAUUUCCUUAAUCAAGGCAGGUUCAUGGAGUUCGCCGAGUUGAUAAAGACCCCCAGGGUGGAUGGGGUUAUCCUACAUCGACCUUUCAUGCCCACGGUGGAGGGCACCCUGUGUUUGACUGGUCAUCACCUGAUUCUCUCCUCCAGACAGGACAACACUGAGGAGCUUUGGCUGCUUCACUCAAACAUCGACUGCAUAGAGAAAAGAUUUUUGGGGUCUCAGGGAAGGAUCAUCGUCAAAUGCAAAGACCUGAGGGUGAUCCAGCUCGACAUCCCUGGCAUGGAGGAGUGUCUCAACAUUGCCAGUUCUAUCGAGGCUCUGUCCACGCUUGACAUACUCUCCCUGAUGUACCCUUUCUUCUACCGGCCCAUGUUCGAAGUCCUAGAAGAUGGCUGGAACUCAUUUCUUCCACAGAAUGCCUUUAAAGAUUUGGAGACCAUGACGGAUGAGUGGCGCCUGAGUGAAGUCAACAAGGACUUCAGUGUAUGUGCAUCGUACCCUCCUCUAGUGGCAGUGCCCAAAGGUGUUGAUGAUGACACUCUGAGGAAAGUCGCCACCUUCCGUCAUGGUGGCCGUUUUCCAGUGCUUAGCUACUACCACAAGAAGAAUGGCAUGGUGAUGAUGCGGGCCGGGCAGCCUCUGGCCGGCACCAACGGGCGCCGCUGUAAGGAAGACGAGAAGCUGAUCAAUGCCACACUGCGACCGGGCAAACGUGGCUACAUCAUCGACACGCGCGCCGCCAACGUCGCCCAGCAGGCCAAAGCUCGAGGUGGAGGAUUCGAGUCCGAGGCGAACUACCCGCAAUGGAGGAGGAUUUCCAAGGCGAUCGAAAGGUCCAACAUCCUCCAGGAGAGUCUGAUAAAGCUAGUCGAGGCGCUUAACGACCAGUCGCACAAUAUGGACCGCUGGUUAAGCAAGCUGGAGGCUUCCAACUGGCUGACGCACGUGAAAGAGAUCCUCACCACCGCCUGCCUGGCUGCCCAGUGUAUCGACAGGGAGGGAGCGUCGGUCCUCGUUCACGGCACCGAGGGGACGGACUCCACCCUGCAGGUGACCUCCUUGGCUCAGAUCAUCCUCGACCCGGCCUGCAGGACCAUCCGAGGCUUCCAGGGCCUGGUGGAGCGAGAGUGGCUUCAGGCGGGUCACCCGUUCCACCAGCGCUGCGCCCAGUCGGCCUUCUCCAACAGCAAGCCUCGCCAAGAGGCCCCCGUCUUCCUCCUGUUCUUGGACUGUGUGUGGCAGAUCGUCCGCCAGUUCCCGUGUUCCUUUGAGUUCAGCGACAGCUUCCUGGUGCUGGUCUUUGAACACGCGUACGCUUCUCAGUUCGGCACCUUCCUGGGAAACGGCACGGCCGAGAGAGUCAAACUGUCUCUGCCUCAGAAGACUGUGUCCCUUUGGUCGUGGGUGAACCGGCCCCAGGAACUGCAGCGUCUGACCAACCCGCUCUACGAGGCCAACAGUCUGGUGAUCUGGCCCUCUGUCGCCCCUCAGAGUCUGCUGCUGUGGGAAGGAGUGUUCCUCCGUUGGAACCGCUCCUCCAGGUGUCAGGACGAGGCCUACGAGGAAAUGGUGCACAUAAUUGAAUACAACAAGGAGCUUCAGAGCAAAGUGAACAAGCUGCGCCGGCAGCUGGCCCAGCUGGAAACGGAAGAUCGUCUGUUGCAGACGCCUUAGAGGCAGAGCGAGCUGAAGGAAAGAAAGUGUAAAUAUAUAAUGAAAUACUUUAACGGAUCAAUGUCCCAGUUUUAGGCUUUGGUUAAGUGAGAAUUUAUCAUACAAAAUGUCUGUUUGUUUUUUGUUGGGGUUUUUGUAUGUGAUUGAUGAUGGAACAUUUUGGUUUCCCUCGCAGAUACAAAAUGGUGAAGCAACAAACCCAGAUUAAAGUUUAAAAUCAACCAACUUCACACAGACAACGUGACGCAGAAAGAGCGCUCUGAUUCAUAAACUAAUCUGAUAUUCUCUAAACUGUUUACAACCUACCGCAAGAUGAAAUGGCAAAUGUAUAUUACUGUGCAUGAAGAAAGAGUCCAUUUCUCAAAAUGUCUCAAUCCGGAGGAAGUGUACUACAGACGUCCUGCUUAACGUACGCGCUACCCGAGCACUGCAGAGUAACUAUGGCAACACGUAAUGUGGGCAGGAUGUGACUUUGCGCCGUGAUGAGACAUGACAUAAUAAGCGUAGGUCGAGUUAUCCCCAUCAAUGAGAGGGGGGGGGGGCUGAACAUUGUACCUUUUUCUGUGUACGGGACGCGCUCCAAUACACACAAGAUUACCUAAUGAAUGUUCACCUGCCUGCUUCUGUUUGUUUCCCUCACAGUAACAGUGGCCGUGUUGGUCAUACAAGUAAUGAGUUGAUCACACAGAGGUUUGUGCGCUUAUAACGUUGGAUGAUCAAAUUUGUGGGAUAUUCCUUUUUAAAGACUCAUUUCAAUUUUGGUAAUUAAAGUUACUAAACAAUAGCGCAUUAAUAAACAAAAUGCAUAUUUGCUGUUUUUUAUUUGACGAUCUAAUACUGCUGCACUUUGUGUGAAAGGCAUGGACACUAUCAGAAGGACGGGAUUAGAACUUUUUGUGGUCAGUGCUUACCAGCUACCGUCAUAUUUGGCAAUGUGACUAUUUAAUGUUUAAAAAAUGCCAAUAUAUCACCAAGAAACUGGAGGCAUUACAGCGUAAAUGACAUCAGUCGUGCAUCCAAAGUGAAUAUUUUCACCACACUGUUGUCUCAUUAAAACACGGAAGCAGAUAAACCUGUUGGCAUGGUAACGUUAAAGCGCCGCUUUCAGUCCGCGGGAUAAUUAAAGCUUAAUGCUGCACUUUACGGUCAUUAUAAAUGGUGUCUAUGGGGUUAAACUAAAUCCACAGCGGUCGUCCCGGGUCAGUCUCUUUAUUGUGUUGAUUUUGCCCGUAUGAAAUUGUAUUUUCUUUACUUGUGUCCACGUCGUCUCGAUGCAUUUCAUCUGUUUUGCUUCACAAAUUGUUUGAUAAACACUAUAUGGUGGACUGAUUCCAGCCACUACAUUGAAAUGCUUUAUAAAGGGAAUGUUGUUUAUAGCUGUACCAUAUACAUGGUUCCUCUUGCCAAAAAGAAUACACCCUGUUCACACAUGUGCUUCGUGUGUGUGUGCAUGAAUUGAACAAUGCAUUACAUCGAGGUAAUGGCAUUUUGCUUAAUGUUAUCUCUUAAUGAUUGUUGCUUUGCCAACGUCAACGAUGUUUGUGAAAGGCCUUACCGCUAAAUCAUAAUUCAAAAUGUACCUUUGGGUAAUCACUGUUUCUGUAAGAUGAAUGUUUUUGUAUUACGUUUAAGGCCAUUAAAAAAAAGUAUAGCACAAAAGAUGUUUGACCACUUAAAUGUUUAUUGAGCUUUUUGGUCUUACAAGAUUAUUGAAAUGAACAUUUGAUUAAGUCAGACUUUGCUUGUA